Planococcus citri (citrus mealybug) is the source of this 4477-nucleotide messenger RNA. RefSeq lists its product as uncharacterized. NCBI's taxonomy places the organism in Eukaryota, Metazoa, Arthropoda, Insecta, Hemiptera, Pseudococcidae. The coding region runs from base 2071 to 4122 and encodes 683 amino acids. The transcript has 2 exons. The record is from RefSeq and is a predicted model, not a curated record.
UAUAAUAUCACUUUUACUGAUCAUUUCUUCUGAGGUAAAAAGCAGUUUGAAAAACACUGGUUACAAUUUGAAAUCAAAUUCAAAACAGCAACUAAAAAAGAACCAAUCGAAAGCCUGUAAAAUGAAACUGGGUCGCGAAAUUUUUUAUGCUGUGAUGAAGUAGGGGUAGUACCCUCAAGUUACCCCUGGGUAGCGCUUCGGCAGAUAUAAGCCUCUAAGAGCUAGAGCAGUUUUUCUGACUUACCUCGAAUUCGGACUUCCCCAGGUGCACCUUAUAAGUAAGUUUCAGUCCAAUGGUGAUUUUUUCAUUUUAUGACCUGGAACCGGUUCUAAUCGAUCAAAUAAAGUCAAACUUGAGGAAUGGGGUUCUUUCAGGAGCUAGAAUUUACCCCUGCAGUUUGAAGGGUCAAAUUUGAAAAUUACAGAAAGGUCAUUUUUUUGGAGAAGCAUAAUUUGGCUCCAAAUUAAUGAAAAUAAUCCAAAUGCAUACCGUUGGUGAGUAACGCCAUUGUGAACAAUAUAUCCAAAUUUCAGCUUCCUAGGUCAUUUCCACCCCAUUUAAGGUGGGAAAAACCUGAUUUUGACCCUAUUUUGACCCCAAACCACUAUCGAAAUUGACCUAGGAAGCUCCAAUGUCCAGAAUACAAUGGAAUGGUGCCACUUGAGUGCAUUUUGCAGGGUUCAACCUUCCAACCCCAUUUGAUCCCUCUCCAGGGUCAAAACAGUGGAUUUUUGCGUGUUUUUUGACGUUUGGCCAAACCUACAGCCAGCCCCUCCAAAUUUACUAGAGGGUCCAAAUUUUCACAGUACAUUGGGAGGAUGUACCCGAAGUGCCUUUUGCAGGUUACAACCUCCUAACCCUAUUUGACUCCUCUCCAGGGUCAAUAAAGUGCAUUUUUUUUGCCAUUUUUCGUGUUUUUCAAUUUUCCAGACAGCUUGCAGCCCCUCCAAAUCGACCUACAGGGCCCAGAUUUUCACAGUACAUUGGGAUGAUGUGCCUCAAGUGCCUUUUGUACAUAGGUUUCAGCCUUCCAAACACAUUUGACCCCUCUCCAGGGUGAGAAAAUGGGACUUUUCAGCUAUUUUCAAGUUUUUUUUUCAACUUUUAGAACACCCUGUAGCCCGUUCAAAUUGACCAACAGGGUUCAAAUUUUCACAGUACAUACAUUGGGAGGAUGUACCCCAAGUGCCUUUUGCAGGUUUCAGCCCUCCAAACCUACAUAUUUGACUUCCUUCCAGAGUCGAAACACUGGAUUUUUAGCCGAAUUUUUAGCCACAUUUUUGUAAAAAAUGGGUCUAUUUGCGGUAGGCUAGUCAUUUUAUAUAUUUAUAAGUUUCAGUCCAAUGGUGAUUUUUACAUUUUAUGACCUGGAACCGGUUCUAAUCGAUCAAGUAAAGUCAAAUUUGGUGAAUGGGGUUCUUUCAGGAGCUAGAAUUGACCCCUGCAGUUUGAAGGGUCAAAGUUGAAAAUUACAGAAAGGUCAUUUUUUAUGGAGAAGCAUAAUUUGGCCCCAAAUAACCAAUGGACACCUACCGCGUGUUCGCUUAUGGUAUCGCCUUAUUCGUUUCCUAUGUGCUUGAAAAAUUUCUCAAUUGAAAAUUUCCUUUUUACUUCUCCCUUUAAUUGAGUACCUAAAUCUCGCCAUUCAUUUUCUCAGAACGCAAUAAGGAAAAUACCUACGAGUUUAAAUUAAAACGAUGGUAAAUUUCAAUUAACUGCCGAUUUAUCAUAUACGGUAUCGACAGAAAUAUGAGAUGGAUACUUAGUUAUUCGCUUAUCUGUACAAGGAAUUUAAUAACUUCCCUUAUUACAUAUUUUUAGAUACCUACUACUAGGUAUAGGGCUAAUAUUAUAUCUAUCAAUCAUCUUUGUACUCUAGUUUCAUCCUUCAAGAACGUUUUGUUUUAGCCGAUUACAAUUUACAUUCCGUUCGUGAUUUGAUAAUUAACGCAGAACUGAAUGAGAUUGGACAGUGUGAAGUUACGAGUAUAUAAAGGUCUUGGGUAACUUCUUGAGUUCGUUACGACUCAACUGCGCAGCUGCAUGAAUUGACGAACAACCGACAAAAAAUGAUGAAGAUAUUUAUUAUAUUUUUCCUAUGCCUGUACUCCGAAUCAGCGAUUUAUGGUCAACGUUUACCAGACGCCUCAUCCUCUUUCACAACGAUGAGAAGCUUGGGAUUGGAUUAUAUCGACAAAAGUGCAUUCAUCGAAAAACUACUGGAUUUACAGGAGCCACGAUUCGUUAUACUCACCCGGCCACGCGGAUUCGGUAAAACCGCGUUUGUAGAUAUGUUAAAUGAAUUUUUUUCCGGAAAUAAAACCCUUUUUAAUGGCUUGUACAUCGCCAAACGGUUCCCCGGAAAAUGGACGAAAUAUCCCAUUAUCAAAUUGGAUUUCAGCACUUUGAGUCCUGUUAAUAGUAUCGGUGAUAUUGAUAUUUAUCAAAAUGAACUCGAAGAUAGACUAUGCGCCAUUGGAAAAACAUAUGAACUCGACUGUGCAUCAAAUCGCCUCGUUAAUUUACUCAUCAAUAAUCUGCGUACUAAAUAUGGCGAAAAAGUAGUCAUCUUGAUUGAUGAAUACGACAAACCAUUCCAAAAAGUCAACAGGACAGAUUCUCAUUUGUUUGAUGUGUUUAUACGCACUGCUGAAACAUUCUUUAGUCGAAUAAAACAGAUGGGCGAUAGUAUUGAACUCCUAUUCAUUACCGGUAUUUCUAGAAUAUUGGUCCUGAACAAUCUGAAAGAUUUAACAUUCGACAAGAACUUCUCCAGUGCGAUGGGAUUCACAUUAGAAGAAAUAAAAACGAAUUAUGAACCAUCCUUGAAGCAGUUGGCCACUCAUUAUGGAAUGAAUGAGGUAUCACAGAUCAUUGCAGAUCUCACCUAUUGGUAUGGCGGCUACAGAUUUAGCCUGAAAGAUAAUGAAACCAAAGUUUACAAUCCCGUUUCCGUAAUCUCCUGCUUGAGAAACUUGGAAAUGAAAAGUUAUUGGAUAAAGACGAAAAGCAUUGAACCUAUAAUCAAAAGAAUGAAAAUCUCCCAAAAAAAUAUCGAAGAAUUUUACUAUUAUAAUGUUGAAGCUGACGAUCUUGAUCGUUUGUACGAUGAUGAAUAUAGUUCCAGGAUUCCAAUAGCAGUUUUAUUACACAACUACGGUUAUCUCACUAUCAAAAGAUAUGUAGAAUCAAGUUAUCUCGCUAAAAUAUAUGAUGAAGAAUCAGAUCACGUAAUACUCGGGUACCCAAAUAAAGAGAUCGAAGAUGAAAUUAAAGGAAGACUAUACCCGCCCUUUGAAUCAACUUACGUACACGCGAUUAAUAUGAGUUUACGGGAAGGAGAUAUGGAAUCUUUCAUUGGCUUUCUGAACGAUAAGGCAUUCAGAAACUUUAAUUUGCCUAAAUCCCGAAAACCAAAAAAAUUUGACCAAUACACGGUCACUAGACAAAUUCUAAAUGCACUAAUUGAUUCCGAAAUAGGCGCAGUAUAUUCCAAUCAGCUCACCAGGAUUGGAGAAGAUGGUCAAACUAAGGGCGAUAUCGACCUCCCGAUUAGAAGUAUAAAUUGUCAGCUUGAAAGAAAAACUCAGUUUGAACGUAAAAGUCCCAAAUAUUUUAAAUCAGAUGUGGUCAUUACGAUUGAGAUUAAAGUUCGUGACAGCGCCAUCAAAGCUAUGUUGCAAUUGCUCGAAUACGCUGUAAAACAUACUGACCCGUUUCGUAUGGAGAUCGAUAAAUGCUCCAAAGAGGAUCUCCCAACUCGUACUAAUUUGUUGGCCGUAAACAUCGAAAAGAUACAGAAUCAGCGUGUUAAAAUUCAAGACUGGAUUGCCAUUCCCUACAGAGAUGGCAAAAUUUUCGUGAACGAAAUGCAAAGUAGUAGCAAAACCGCAUUUUAUGACCUCCACGAAGGUUGGAAUGAUAAAAAAUCCAACUGGGGCAGUGCAGAUCUCGAAUCAGAAAAGGAAAUUGUAGUUUGGCUCGAUGAGCCGUGGGUUGCAACAGAAGAAACCACUGUAACAUCAUUCCAUACCACUUCAGAAAGCACCACUACAGAUUUAUCCACAUCGAUGCAUAGGCCACAUGGAGCCCCCAUGAAGCCAAAAAAACCGAGAGUAUAAUAUUAACUCUCCGAAACUUCAAGUGUUUUCUUUUCGCAUAUGCUGUGCUGCAUGAUGAAAUCGACCGUUUUAUUCACUCCUAUAAAUAAUUCCCAAACUGAAUCUUCCAUUUGAGCUAAAUCGUCAAUUAAAAAGGUUAAAAUUUUGAAGCAAAGUGAUCGGCUCCGCAGCCAAUGUUUUUAGUUUUUUCUUCAGGUGAUUUCCAUCAAUUUCUGUAUAGGUCUCCCAGUGACAUAGCUCUAAAAUUUUGCAUGUACGAAAGAAGGUUGGCAAUCUAACGACUUUAGUUGUUUUAUUUUUUAAAAAAAUUAAAAAUGUAGCAUUUAAAAAAUAAAGUAUACCUCUAGUGAAGUAA